Molecule: messenger RNA, 2872 nt
Organism: Dipodomys spectabilis (banner-tailed kangaroo rat)
Lineage: Eukaryota; Metazoa; Chordata; Mammalia; Rodentia; Heteromyidae
Gene: Aldh16a1
Product: aldehyde dehydrogenase 16 family member A1
Exons: 17
Coding region: 1-2388 (795 amino acids)
Molecular function (GO): oxidoreductase activity, acting on the aldehyde or oxo group of donors, NAD or NADP as acceptor
Source: RefSeq, a predicted model, not a curated record
AUGGCUGCGACGCGCGCAGGGGCCCGGGUCAGCGAGAUCUUCACUACUAUGGAGUACGGACCUGUACCGGAGAGCCGCGCAUGCGCACUGGCCUGGCUGGACACACAUGACCGGCAGUUGGGCCACUAUGUACAUGGGCUGUGGAUAAAGCCAGAGCACAGGAAUUCAGUGCCUUUCCAGGACCCCAUCACAGGAGAGAUCUUGGCCAGUUGCCUGGAGGCCACAGCUGAUGAUGUAGCCUCAGCGGUGGAUGCAGCUAACACUGCUUUUGUGGGCUGGAGAACACUCCCCGGAGCCUCCAGGGCCCAGCAUCUGACCAGGUUGGCCAAGAAUAUCCAGAAGCACCAACGCCUGCUGUGGACCCUGGAAUCCUUGGUGACUGGACGGGCUGUUCGGGAGGUUCGAGACCAGGAAGUCCCACUGGCCCAGCAACUGCUCCAGUACCACGCAGUGCAGGCGCAUGCUAAGUCUGAGAUACUGGCGGCCUGGGCGCCCAUGGGAGUCAUCGGCCUCAUCUUACCACCCACGUUCUCCUUCAUUGACAUGAUGUGGAGGAUAUGCCCUGCCCUGGCUAUGGGUUGCACAGUGGUGGCUCUCGUUCCCCCGGGCUCCCCAACACCGCUGCUCCUGGCCCAACUGGCAGGGGAGCUGGGUUCCUUCCCUGGGAUCCUGAACGUGCUCAGUGGCCCUGCCUCCCUGGGGCGGGUGCUGGCGGCACAGCCUGGAGUGCAGAAGGUGUUCUUCUGUGGUGCUGUUGAGGAAGGACGCGCCCUGCGGCGGACCCUGGCAGGCCAGGGUGUGGAGCUGAGCCUGGCCCUGGGCUCAGAAUCGCUGCUGCUGCUGACUGACUCUGCAGACCUGGACUCGGCCGUGGAGGGUGUGGUGGAUGCAGCCUGGUCAGACCGCAGCCAGGGAGGCCUCAGGCUCCUCAUCCAAGAGUCUGUGUGGGAUGAAACCAUGCAGCGGCUCCAGGCCCGGAUGGGCAGGCUUCGGUGCGGCCCAGGACUGGAUGCGGCCGUGGACAUGGGGGCUCGUGGGACUGUAGCAUACGACCUGGCCCAGUGCUAUGUGCGUGAAGCACAGAGCCAGGGGGGACAGGUGUUCCAGGCUGGCGAUAUGCCCUUGGAUAGCCCAUUUUAUCCCCCAACCUUGGUCUCAGGCCUUCCCCCUGCAUCCCCGAGUGCCCAGGCAGAGGUGCCGUGGCCACUGGUUGUAGCCUCCCCUUUCCGCACAGCCAAAGAGGUGCUGGCCUUGGCCAAUGGGACUCCAUGGGGAGGCAACGCCAGCGUGUGGAGCGAGAGGCUGGAACAGGCACUGGAGCUGGCCUAUGGGCUCCAGGUGGGCACUGUGUGGAUCAACGCCCACGGGCUCAGAGACCCUGCAGUGCCUACAGGUGGCUGCAAGGAAAGUGGUUGUUCCUGGCAUGGGGAACUGGAUGGUCUCCACGAGUAUCUGCGUUCCUUAGUGACCCCUGCCCCGAAGCCCUUCUUCUGUGAGAGCCUCAACUAUGACACUUUUGGUCUCGCUGUGCCCCCAACCCUGCCAGCCGGGCCGGAAGUGGGGCCCAGCCCGGCACCCCCCUAUGGCCUCUUUGUGGGAGGUCGUUUCCAGCCUCCUGGGGCGCGGAGUUCGAGGCCCAUCCUGGAUCCCUCAGGCAGGGUCCAGAGUUACGUGGCUGAGGGCGGAGCCAAGGAUGUCCGCGCUGCGGUAGAGGCCGCGCACCAGGCCGCCCAAGGCUGGGCGGCCCGGUGCCCGGCCGACCGGGCGGCGGCGCUGUGGGCCCUGGCGGCCGCGCUGGAGCGCAGGCAGCCCGGGCCGGGCGCGCGCGGCCAGCCGGCGGCCGCCGAGGUGCAGCGGAGCGUGGAGCGGCUGCGGACGUGGGGGGCCCGGGCCCAGGACCAGGGCCGAGCCCUGCAGAUCCCAGGCCUGAGAGGCCUCGUGCUCAAGCUCCGGGAGCCCCUCGGUGUAUUGGCUAUCGUGUGCCCAGAUGACUGGCCCCUGCUGGCCUUCAUAUCCCUGCUGGCACCAGCUCUGGCUCAUGGUAAUGCUGUGGUCUUGGUGCCCAGCGGGACCUGCCCUCUGCCGGCCCUGGAAGUCUGCCAGGACAUAGCCACUCUGUUCCCUGCCGGCCUGGUAAAUGUGGUAACAGGAGAUCGAGACCACCUGACCCGCUGUCUGGCCUUGCACCAAGAUGUCCAGGCGCUAUGGUAUUUUGGAUCUCCUCAGGGCUCCCAGUUUGUGGAGUGGGCUUCUGCCGGGAACCUGAAGCCCAUAUGGGUGAACGGGAACUGCUCUCGGGCCUGGGAUCUGGAGAACGAGGGAUCAUCCCAGGAGCUGGGGCUGAGGGCAGCCCGGACCAAGGCCCUGUGGCUGCCCAUGGGGGACUGACCUGAACACCAGCUACCCCCAGCCUUCAUCGAGCCUCAGACACCAGAUGCCUGGAACUUUCAUCUUUGCUCUGUCUUCUAAUAAACUGUGGGAGCAACGUGUGACCAAUUCUCCAGGGGGAGGAGGGGGGAAGGACAGCAUCAUCUGGCCUGUGGGAGGCCCGGUGACAUUCAGCCGUUGGGUGGGCGGCUGCAGGACAGCCCGGCAUUUGUGAGACAGAUAAAGGAGACUCUGAGCCCUCUCACACCCCCCCACGCCAUCCUGGGGGUGGGGGAGGAGAGGGAAGUCCCUGGGAAAGGUCAUAGGUCUUCUCUUCGGCCUUGGCCACAGCUUCAUGGCUCUGUCCUGGAUUCUGGGACCCCAGCAGGGUCCUUCCCAUUGACGAUGUGUUCAUCCUAGCAAAACAACGCACCUCUUGGCUGCGCGCCAGUGCCUCACACCUGUAAUCGCAGCUACUCAAGAGGCUGAGAUAUUGAGAUGAGGA